AUGGAGCUCAGAUCUGCUUCAGCUCCUCGGGAGCUCCACAUCGACACCACCAUCCCUGUCGCAUCCAGUUCCAGCGACAUCGAGUCCGAUCUGCCCGCGCUCGAAGCCACUCCGCUUUCUCCCAAGGUGGACCGAAUCCGACAUCAUCUCAUCCCGGCUCGAACCAACACUUGCGUUCGUGCUCCUUGUCUCAAGAGGCAGGCGUCCGUUCCCGUCUCCAAAAUCACUUCCGAUUUGGCGGCUACGCGUCUCGAAGGCAAUCCUACCCAGGAUCGGGUCGCUUCCAACCCUUUGCCCACCUCGUUUGCUGCUCCGCGCAACCUGGUGCUGCAAGCCAACUUGCGCCAUGUGCACUUCGAUGAGGCUCCGCCAGAGGAGUUCUCUGUUCUUUCGGGCGCAUCAUACGACCGUCGUCCCAUCAAGUGUACACGAGGAGGUUCGGAGUUCGACAUGAGCUUGCCACCCCGCAGCUCGUCGUAUAAUGGAGAUGAAACCAGCGAAGAGGAGGCUUCCUCGAUAGAUGAGUCUUUGACCGCCAUGGAGUCCGCCGAAGAGCCUGCACCGGACGUUGGCUUCUUCCAGGACCCCUCACUCGAGAACUGGGCUUGCAUCAAAAACGGCACGGUCAUCGCCUCCGUUGGCUAUCAGCCACGACAACAGCAGUCUGGUCUCAUGGCCAGCGGCAAGUCGCUUCACUUUUCUGCCCUGUCAUCCCUGCAGCAUGCUUCGGCCCUCAAUGGAGGCGACGCCCCCUCGAGCAACGAAGCAUCGCAGCCGCAAGCCACCUCGCAGAAGGUGAGUCUGCCCGUGCACGGCUUCCGCUCCUUUGGGGGUCUUCAGAACAGCCUUGCACCUGAAGUCACUGCGCCCGCUCCCGCCGAGCCGCAGCCAGCUUCGCAGCACAAGGACCUGUCCAGCCCCGCCACGCCGCCGACAACACGAAAGUUCUCGCCGGACGCUACUCCUAUGCCCAGCCCCAGCCUACACAAGUCGAUGGGCUCUUUCGCAAGCGCCAACUACUUUGCUGCUGCCUCGGACGACUCGUCCUCCAGCAUCGCCGACCGCAGUCACAGCAAAGAUGCCCCGAGCAGCGACACAGCGACGAAGGAGAACGCGCUUGGCGUCGUCGAGGUCUUGCGCGACACGGCGGUCUCAGCGUCCAGUCCGGUGAGACAACCUUCUCCCUUGAGAGAACCCGCCCAGGCCGAGACAGGUCGAAGCAGCCCACUGUCGGGCAAGCCGAAUUCCAUCAGCAUACAGGUGCCUGACGCAGCAGCGCGUUCAGCACCACGUCGCCUGGGACUGGAAAGGAGGAUGGCGGAAAAGGACGCAGCGCGCAUCUCGGGUCUUCAGCCGCCCUCUCCUCUCAACGGCAGUGGUGGCGCAUCGUCUCCUGGCUGGUCGGGUCUGCUCGGUGUCACUUCGUCUCCCCUCUCAUCGCGUUGCUCUUCGGUCGACCCUUGGAGCAGUCUGAGCAGCGACGGAGAUGCCGACGGAAUCGAGUCGCCAGGCAACGAGAACAGCUGGAUCAGCAGCAAUUGCACCAGUCCCGAUCUCAGCGCGUUUGAACAAAUGACGGCCGACAGCCUUCACCACGAAGCUGGCUUGCGCAGCACUGCUGAGUCAAGGCCCACCUGGAUGCGCCCCAACGGAAGCGCGCCGAACCGCGUCAAGGUGACGGCGGAGGCCACCGACGACUGGAAUCAGGAGCUCAAUACUCCCAAAACCACGGGCUUCGCGGAUGAGGCGAGGUUCUCUUCCUCGGUUGAAACGGUCAACACUGUCAACUGGGAACCCAAGCAUUUCGCAGGCAUGCCGUCUAGCAGUCGUCUCGCAGUUGUUUCGAACGGCGAGAUCUCGACAUCCGAAGCGACCACACCAGAGUCGUCUCGCCGACCGAGCUUGCGUUACAAUGACACGGACUCGCAGCGCCUGUCGCCCAAGAUCAGGACCAGCUUUGAAGACCACGAAGAUUCCGCCAUGGACAACCGUGACGACGAUGACCCUCGCGCGAUCCGUGUGCGCUCGCUCAGCCGAGACGGUCACGUCAAGAAAAAGUCGACCAAGUGUCGGUACUGCCGAUCGCUUCGACAGCGUCUCAAGGAUUCGGGCACAGAGUCCUCGGCCCCCACUUCGUCUGGUGGAUCCGCGCAGAUCACGGAUGCUGAGGAGGAGGGCGAAACCAAGACGGAGCGAUCGGCUCUGGGCAUGUUGUCGCCGCAGCUUGCCCGCAAAUUGGACGGCGGAGAUCUUCCAGGCUCGAACGAAGUGUCCGAGAUGGAAGACGAGGGCCAGCGCUUGCGUUCAUCGCUUUCGCCACUGCGCGCCAGCGUACGCUCACUCAGCGUGGAAGGACGGUCUUCGUCUCGUUCUCGAUCGCGCGACGGAUCCGCCUUUUCGCUCCUGUCGGUAGCACGCGACUCGCAGCAUGAGCGCGAGUCGUCCAACUCGCCAGGCGAAAGCUGCUCCGAGUCGCCGCACCUGUUGGCGGUGAAUGUGCCGACGAUGUGCACGUGCGACAAGAAGCGCGAAAAGGAGCGCCUCAAGAAGAAGGUUCGCAAGGAACGAGAGAUGGAACGCGAACGUGAUCGCGAAUGGGAGCGAGACCAGGCUCGAGGCAGACAGAAGAAGCUGUUUGGCGAAGGCUUUGGCGAUGCCGACACCAGCCUCUCUGCUCUGGACGGGUUCUAA
Messenger RNA from Kalmanozyma brasiliensis GHG001, 2691 nucleotides. RefSeq lists its product as uncharacterized. The record is from RefSeq and is a predicted model, not a curated record. Lineage: Eukaryota; Fungi; Basidiomycota; Ustilaginomycetes; Ustilaginales. The transcript has a single exon. Bases 1 to 2691 code for a protein of 896 amino acids.